UCUGAAAAGUCAUUGCUAAUUAUUAUUACACUUCUUAAUUUCUAACAAUUCCUUGUCUUUUGCUCGUCCAUUGUCUUGGACAGAGAGAUGGGCGGCCUCAGUACAUUUUUCAUCUUCUUCUUCAUCAUUCAUUUCUUCACCAGCAAUGGGAAACAAGUUACUCAUAGAGAAACACUCAAGAUAGUCAUUGGUGGUGGUGUUGGAGGUGAUGGUGGUGGUGUUGGAGGUGAUGGUGGUGGUUUUGGAGGUGGUGGAGGUGAAGGUGGAGGUGGUGGUGGUGGAAGUGGUGGUGAAAGUGGUGGUGGUGCAUUACCAUCCCCACCACCAGAAGAUGAAAAUUGCCCGCCUCCCCCUCCACCUCCUUGCCCACCUCCUCCUCCACCAUCGUGCCCGGAACCCAUGCCACCACCACCACCACCACCAUCACCACCUCCUCCAUCGUGCCCGCCACCACCGUCACCACCUCCUCCAUCGUGCUCACCACCACCUCCAUCACCGCCGCCCAGACUAGUUUUCGAAAGCAAGCGACUGGAGAUAGUCUACAACGUAAUUCAAAAUUUUAAAAAGAAAGUGACCUAUGAUCCCCAAGGGAUUACAGAUACAUGGAUCGGUGGAGAUAUUUGCAAUUAUAAAGGGUUCGUAUGCGACAUAGUCCCGCGUUACAAUCAAAAAGCCCUCGCAGGCAUCAAGUUUAACAACUUUAAUUUCAACGGCCCAAACCUAACCCUCGAUGAUUUCAUCAUCGGCUUUCCGGACCUCGUUUUCUUCCAUGCAAACUCCAACAACUUCACCGGCACCAUACCCUCCAAAAUAAAAGACCUACGCUACUUCUACGAGCUCGACCUCAGUAACAACAAUUUCUCUGGCAGAUUCCCCUACGAAGUCCUCCGAGCCACCAAGUUACUCUUCCUUGACCUCAGGUUCAACACGUUCGCCGGCACAGUUCCUCCACAAGUUUUCGGUCUCAACCUCGAUUUGCUCUUCAUUAACAACAAUAAUUUUAUCCAAACCCUCCCCUACAAUCUUGGUGAAACGACAGCGCUUUACUUAACCCUAGCUAACAACAAAUUUGUGGGUGGAAUUCCUCCGAGCAUCGGUCUAGCUUCUGAUACUCUACUCGAGGUUCUUUUCUUAAACAACCAGUUAACCGGUUGUUUACCAUACCAGAUCGGAUAUUUGAAGAAAGCCACUGUGUUCGACGUCGGAUUUAAUAUGUUGCAUGGCCCGAUCCCGCACUCGUUUCAGUGUUUAAAGAAAAUGGAGCUUCUGAACUUGGCACAUAAUAACUUCUCCGGUGUGGUGCCGGAGGCGGUGUGCUGCCUGCCGGAGCUGUCGAAUUUCACGCUUUCGUAUAAUUAUUUCACUCAGGUUGGUCCAGAGUGUCGGAAGUUGAUCGAUAGGGGGAUACUAGACGUGACGCAGAACUGCAUUUUGGAUCUUCAUAACCAGAGAACAGCAGACGAAUGUGCUGAAUUCUUCUCGAGAAGUCAUUCUAUAUGUCCAAACCAAAGAUUUCUCACAACUCAUGUACCUUGCAAAGAAAGGCCGUGGGGUGCUCAGGUUAAGUCGUCGAAUAUUCAAUGGAGCGUGCCACCACCGGCACCAGUGCAGACUCCACGACGGGGAAGUUAUGGAGCUCUUUCGCCGCAUUAACUCAUAUUGUGCGGCGUGUAUAACGGCCUUGUUUUUUUUUUUUGUUAUAAUUUUUUUUUUUUUUUUUGUGUUUUCUAAGUAGGUGAAAAUAAUGGGCUUUGUUCUUCAUAUAGUCCUUGUGGUUUCUUUCGAAAGUGUGUACAAAAUAAACAUUUUGUAUAGCUUUUGAAAAAAUAUAUACAUGUAAUUGUGUAUAGCAAAGUGGGGUGAACCUUUUCGUGCUA
Messenger RNA from Helianthus annuus (common sunflower), 1877 nucleotides. RefSeq lists its product as uncharacterized. The transcript has a single exon. NCBI's taxonomy places the organism in Eukaryota, Viridiplantae, Streptophyta, Magnoliopsida, Asterales, Asteraceae. Bases 88 to 1653 code for a protein of 521 amino acids. The record is from RefSeq and is a predicted model, not a curated record. Gene Ontology annotation, molecular function: protein binding.